Messenger RNA from Ochotona curzoniae (black-lipped pika), 1092 nucleotides. RefSeq names its product potassium two pore domain channel subfamily K member 9 (gene KCNK9). Gene Ontology annotation, biological process: stabilization of membrane potential; potassium ion transmembrane transport. The coding region runs from base 1 to 1092 and encodes 363 amino acids. Lineage: Eukaryota; Metazoa; Chordata; Mammalia; Lagomorpha; Ochotonidae. The transcript has 2 exons. Gene Ontology annotation, cellular component: membrane. Gene Ontology annotation, molecular function: potassium ion leak channel activity. The record is from RefSeq and is a predicted model, not a curated record.
AUGAAGAGGCAAAACGUGCGGACUCUGUCCCUGAUCGCCUGCACUUUUACUUACCUGCUGGUGGGCGCCGCCGUCUUCGACGCCCUCGAGUCCGACCACGAGAUGCGCGAGGAAGAGAAACUCAAGGCAGAGGAGAUCCGGAUCAAGGGGAAGUACAACAUCAGCAACGAAGACUACCGACAGCUGGAGCUGGUCAUCCUGCAGUCCGAGCCGCACCGCGCCGGCGUCCAGUGGAAAUUCGCCGGUUCCUUCUACUUUGCCAUCACUGUCAUCACCACCAUAGGUUACGGACACGCGGCUCCUGGCACCGACGCAGGCAAGGCUUUCUGCAUGUUCUACGCGGUGCUGGGCAUCCCGCUGACGCUGGUCAUGUUCCAGAGCCUGGGUGAGCGCAUGAACACCUUCGUGCGCUAUCUCCUCAAGCGUGUCAAGAAAGGCUGUGGCAUGCACAACACCGACGUGUCCAUGGAGAACAUGGUGACCGUGGGCUUCUUCUCGUGCAUGGGCACGCUGUGCAUCGGGGCGGCCGCCUUCUCCCAGUGCGAGGACUGGAGCUUCUUCCACGCCUACUACUACUGUUUCAUCACGCUCACCACCAUCGGCUUCGGGGACUACGUGGCGCUGCAGAGCAAGGGCGCGCUGCAGAAGAAGCCGCUGUACGUGGCCUUCAGCUUCAUGUACAUCCUGGUGGGGCUGACGGUCAUCGGCGCCUUCCUCAACCUGGUGGUCCUCAGGUUCCUGACCAUGAACAGCGAGGAUGAGCGGCGGGACGCCGAAGACCGGGCGUCCCUAACCGGCAACCCCACCAGCCUGGCCAUCCACAUCCCGGACGAGCCGCCGCCGCGGCGUGGCCGCUCCCGCAAGGGCGAGGGGCCUGAGCUGCAGUCCGUGUGCUCUUGCACCUGCUACCACUCGGUGGCCACACACCAGAACUCUUUCGGUGCCAAGCUUGCGCCCCAGAACUCGCAGUCCAAUCCAUACAAGCUGGAGGAGAUCUCCCCCAGCACGCUCAAGAACAGCCUCUGCCCGUCGCCUGGAGUGCACAGCUUCUCUGACCACCGCAGGCUCAUCCGGCGUCGGAGGUCCGUGUAG